AUGCAACAAGAUUUGGAAAAGAGAGGAAUCUUUUCCGGUCAGGCAACUUGGUACGGUUGGAGUCCAAGUUCAAUGGGUGCUUGUGGUGGAAAACUUCCUCAAAAUGGUUACUAUGUAGCUUUGAACGCUCCCCAAUACGGUAACUUAAACGCACAAUCACCCAUGUGCAACAAACAAAUCACCAUCACAGACGGUACAAAGACUACACAAGCAACCAUUUUGGAUGCUUGCCCAGGUGAUGGAUCUACCUGCAAAUGGGGCUCUUUGGACAUGAGCAGACCUUUGUUCAGCUACUUUAACGAUUUCGGUCUUGGUGUCUUCAACAUCAGAUGG
Meira miltonrushii is the source of this 333-nucleotide messenger RNA. RefSeq lists its product as uncharacterized. Lineage: Eukaryota; Fungi; Basidiomycota; Exobasidiomycetes; Exobasidiales; Brachybasidiaceae. The transcript has a single exon. The annotation marks the transcript as partial. The record is from RefSeq and is a predicted model, not a curated record.